Cyanidioschyzon merolae strain 10D is the source of this 2121-nucleotide messenger RNA. RefSeq lists its product as hypothetical. Gene Ontology annotation, biological process: retrograde transport, endosome to Golgi. The transcript has a single exon. NCBI's taxonomy places the organism in Eukaryota, Rhodophyta, Bangiophyceae, Cyanidiales, Cyanidiaceae. Gene Ontology annotation, cellular component: Ric1-Rgp1 guanyl-nucleotide exchange factor complex; Golgi membrane. The coding region runs from base 1 to 2121 and encodes 706 amino acids. The record is from RefSeq and is a predicted model, not a curated record.
AUGCGGCUUCACGCUAGGAUUGCACCGCAGAACCUCGAACCUGGUUCGCUAUUCUGCCUCGUGCUGGUACUCGACACGACAGGGAACGAGCCGACUGGCACGGCUCGCCAAGUUCCCGUCCCAGAACACGAGCUAGAGUUUCUGGCUUGUGCUGUGGCUGGCGCCUGGCGAAGCGAUGCUCGCUGGACCAAGCCAGAGGCUCAUCGGCGCCCUGCAACUGCCGCUGUAGUAACAGGGCAAGCAAAAGCGAACGGCGAACACGAACCGUCAACCGCUCCAGGUCUAGUUGAGGCGGAGCGGACCAAACGCUUCGCUACCACUUUCUGGGACUGGGAAGGCGAAGAGCUGGCCCCGGACCUCUUGGACGGACCAGAGGAUGCGGUACCAGCGGAAGCGAUGCCUUGGCUCGCUGCCCUCUGGGACCUGCUUGAAGCGAACGCUUACCCGGUGCGCUCGGCGCAGGGCAGUCAGCACUCUGAGCUUCCAGCGCAUCACGGACUGGUGUUUGCGAGUCGAGCCUGUUGUGUCGCCAGGAAGCUUCGUCUGGAGCGUGACAAACUGUUGGCGUUCCUGGUGCGUGGAUGCCUGCCGUCGAUGAUACCACCCUCGUUCGACGGCACUUAUGUACGGUACGAGUAUGGCGUCGCUGUGGUUGCCCAGCGAACUGGCUCUGCGCCAGUAAAGCUCCACCUGCGGUUCCGCAUUCAUCCUCCGAUUAGCUCUCGAAUGGCAAAGGUACCGGUACUCUCCGCGCCGGAUGCUAUGUCUGCUGCUACUGCUGCUGCUGCUGCUGCUCCCGUGGCGGCGCUACGUGAUCACGAACGCGAUGCGUCGCGAGCCGACGGGAUGCCUCCACUACAGGAUCCAAACGAGGUCCUGCGCGUACGCUUGGAUGCAGUGUCGCGCGCUGCAGUUACGAGACCGGAUAGGAUGAUGGCAGAAGUGAUCAGACCGGCCUCUGCAGCGGGGGCUCGUGCCGCGGGGAGCUCCACGGGCUCGGCAUCGCCACCACCGUUACCGCAGAUGUCGCCUACCUGGUCGGAGCGCCGUAUCUCCUCGCCGUCGCUCCUGACAUUGUCGGCAUCUGUGCCACGCUCGCCUGCUAUGCCCGAGUUCCUGCCGUCGGCGUCGGCGUCGGCGUCGGCGUCGCUGGAACAAGUCUCUACACGAGGCGAGCCGCCACAGGAGCACGCAGCGGGAAAUGCCGAUGCGCCGCUCCGCAUGGAGCUGAAGGCUUUCCAGGUGGCUUUGGAGAUCUCCAACAACCUUGAAUUUAUCCUGUCCGCGACCUCAAACAGUCGACUGACAGCCUACCCGGUAACGACGCCGAGCGAAUGGGACGACUCGACAAUACUGGACACGUUGCCGGGGAAAAGCGGAAUCGCAAGUCGAUCGCAUGCGGCUGACGGCACGAACUCGGGUACAUCACCGGUUGUGGAUGGUACGACGCAAGCCAGUGGUCUACGGAGCGGGAGCGUCUCGCCUACGACAGCACCGCUGGACCAACUCGAAUCUGUAUGGAUGCCUUUUAUAGCACGCGUCGAGGCGACCGGGCUGGGUCGGAUCGCCACGGUACACUUACAGCGCCGUGGAUUCGUGCUCGGAGAGCUGGUGCCUGUGUCUAUUGACUUGAGCGUGGCGACUUCAAGCUGUGUUUACAUUCGAGGAACGCUGGACGCACUGGAAAUCCUGCAUCCUGAAUGUGCAAAUGAUUUCUCGAAAAGCAGCCUCGAAAAAUGCGCACGAGUGCCUCCUAAGAGGCGCAAGCGUGCGACCCUGUGCCAUCGGCGGAGGUACGCAGAGCGCGCCGAGCCUUGUGCAGGCCUUUGUAGGUGGCACUGGACGCCACGGAUUCCGUCUGAGGAAGAUACUCCGGUUAGUUUUGCGACUCGCGUUGUGCAGGUGCGAUGGACUCUGAGCAUCCACUUCCUGGUACGAGUGUCAGAUACCGGGCAAAGAGCCUCUGAGGACGACUCAAACCAGGGCCGCAACCCGCUGCGUUUGGUGACGCUACCGAUCCCGUUGCAGGUCGGGGGGUAUCUUCCCGCGAACACGGCAUUGCCCUCUGCUGGUAGCUUGAGCGUGAAUACUGUUUCAUUGGCUUCCGAGGUUGCUCUGUAA